CAAUCGGGAGUGUGAGAGGAUAUUCAGGAGGAAACGUCAUUAUAAACUACAAAUAUGAGAUGAAACACAAGAACCAUGUGAAAUAUUUCUGUAAAACUGGAGGUCAAUGUUUGACUGUAAUGAUCACUAACAGAGCAGCCGGAUGGGAACAGGACAGACGAUUCUCUGUUCAUGAUGACAGAUCUGCAGGUCUCUUACGUGUGUUUAUCAGAGAUCUGAAUGAGAACGACUCUGGAGAAUAUCAGAUUACAGUCAAAGUUUCUGAAGAAUACAGUUUCUUCUCUGAGUUUAAUCUGAUCAUCAGAGAUGAUGCUUGUUGUGUGAAGAGCAUCAGUCUAUCAGCUGCUGCAGGAGGAUCUGUGAACAUCAGCUGCAAAUACCCACAAUCCCACAUUAGUGAUGUGAAGUUUCUCUGCUGGAGAUCUGGAGCUGAUCUUUGUGCUGAAGAGACGUCUGUGAAGGAGAGCAGAAGAUGGAGUCCUGAGGGAAAGAUCCAGCUGUAUGAUGACAGAGAAGAGCAGCUCCUGACGGGAAGCAUCAGUCAUGUGACUGAACAACAUUCAGAAUACUGGUGUGGAGUUCAGUCUGAUCAAGGACACAAGAGCUUCAUCACACGAGUCCUGAUCCAUGGUACAGGUACAGGUGAUUUUCUCACUGAUAUUAACCAUAAUGCAAUUAAAAUAAUGAAUUUGUAUUACUACAGUGUUUUAACUGCAGUAAAUGGUGUUCAUCCAGUAACAUUAUGUACUGUAUUAUUCAGUGUGAAAUCAAACAAACUCGCAACUCUUUUUUUCUAAGUGUUUGUGUGUCAGCAAACAUGAAUUCUGGGUAGUGAGUGUGUGAAUGACAUCAGUAACAAGUGUCUGUAUCAUGAGAAAAGUGUGUCAAAUUCUGGGUGUGAAAAAACAUCCUUUAGAAAUUCAUUAUUUCAUUGUUUUAUAUAUAGGCUUUCCAGAAACUACAUCAUCAUCAUCAUCUUCUUCAUCAUCAUCAUCUUCAUCAUCAUCAUCAGUUGAAUCUCAACAUCUGAGAAUGUGUAUAAAGUGAUUGAUUUAUCUGGUC
This is a messenger RNA of Megalobrama amblycephala (Wuchang bream), 1062 nucleotides long. RefSeq lists its product as uncharacterized. NCBI's taxonomy places the organism in Eukaryota, Metazoa, Chordata, Actinopteri, Cypriniformes, Xenocyprididae. The record is from RefSeq and is a predicted model, not a curated record. The transcript has 2 exons. Bases 60 to 797 code for a protein of 245 amino acids.